UCCGGACUCUCUCACUCAUAUCUGUGCGGAGCAGAGCGGGGCAGCAGCGGGCUCUCACUGCGGGGAAAUGAAACACGCUGCGGGUCCCGAAACGGCAACAAACGACGAGCCGGGAACAACCGAACACUUCCUCCUCCUCCUCCUCCUCCUCCUCAUCUCCUUCUUCCUCUUCUUCUACGCUCCUUCUCUGCUCUCUCUGCGGGACGUCACGCACCGUCCGGGAUCAUGUCGUUUCUCCUUUAUCGCCUCUUUGGAUCGCAGCUGAGUGAAAGAGAAAGUCCACACUGGAUGUGAACCUGCGCACUUGUCUUCUUCUUUGAUUUAAAAAACAUCUCUGCACACUUGAUGUCUGAAUAACUCCAAAAAAAGAAAAGAAAAAAAAAGAAGCGACAUUUCUGGGACAGUUGUUCUCGCGUGUUUUUGGAUUUAAUCUCCCUGCCACGAGGAGAUAUGUUGACUUUAUUGGUGAUCAUCUUGGCCGUGCUGUCAGAUGCAGGUCUGUCGGAGGUGUUCCGUGCAGGUGUGGCCCCUCGCUGCGAGAGCCACGCCUGCAACCCUCGCAUGGGUAACUUGGCCCUGGGUCGCCGAGUCCUCACGCAGACCGUCUGCGGCAACAACGGCACCGAGCUCUACUGCUCGUACUCCGACCCGAACGUCAACCUGGCCUGCGACGCCGCCACGUGUGCCAAAUGCAACGCGGGCCUGCCCCACCUCUCCCACCUGGCGGGCGCCAUGUCCGACUCCUCCUUCCGACACCCGAACACCUGGUGGCAGUCGGCGGAGGGGGUGGAGUCCGAGACGGUGCAGCUGGACCUGGAGGCGGAGUUUUACUUCACGCAUCUCAUCCUGGUGUUUCGCUCGCCGAGGCCUGCCGCCAUGACGCUGGAGAGGUCGCAGGACUUCGGGAGGACGUGGAAGAUGCUGCAGUACUUCGCCGGCAACUGCAGCGCCACCUUCGGGCUGGAGGAGGGGAAGGCGGGAGAGGGAUGGGAUAGCGCCACCUGCACGUCUAAAUACUCCGGGACUUAUCCCUGCAACCGUGGAGAGGUGAUCUACCGCACUCUACCAAAGUGGGAGUCAUUGGAUCCUUUUGGGUUGGAGGGCCAGCAGCAGCUGAGGGUGACCAACAUCAGGAUUCGACUUCUGCAGCGACAGGCGUGUCCGUGCCAGGCCAAAGACCCCGCCUCCGCACAGGAAGACCUCCCCACCAGACACUUUGCCAUCUACGACCUGAUAGUGAAGGGAAGCUGCUUCUGCAACGGACACGCCGAGCAGUGUGUUCCUGCGCGGGGAUACCAGCCCAUCAGAGACAGGACCAACCAUGUGGUCCAUGGGAAGUGUGUGUGCAGACACAACACUGCAGGUGAUCACUGCGAGCACUGCGCCCCUCUCUACAACGACCGACCCUGGCAGCCCGCUGACGGACUGACGGGAGCGCCGCACGAAUGUCGGAAGUGCAAAUGCAACGGACACGCUCAGAGCUGCCGGUUUGAUUGGCCGGCAUGGCGCGAGUCCGGCCAGCGCAGCGGAGGCGUGUGCGACUGUCUGCACAACACCGAAGGAGGUCAAUGUGAGAAAUGCAAAGCCGGUUUCUACAGAGACCCUCAGCGUCCACAAACUGCCCCCGACUCCUGUAAAGAGUGCAGCUGCCACCCGUUGGGUUCGAUGCCCUUCCACCUGGCCGACGGCUCUCUCUGCGACCCCUCCAACGGAAACUGCAUCUGUAAACCCGGAGUCGGAGGAACCCAUUGUGACAGGUGCAUGGUGGGAUACUGGGGCUUCCAUGAAUACGGCUGCCGUCCAUGUGAUUGUGCUGGAGACUGUGAUCCGUUCACAGGAGACUGUAUGUUGGGGUCUGAUCUCGACCUGUACAAUUUAGAGGGAAACUCAAGUGAACCGGUCAGGAUCUUCAGAGUCGAUGAACUCUUCUCUGCCCUCCACUACUCAGAGAAGUGUGAGUGCAAAGAGCAAGCCCUGACCAACAGUAAACUCUUCUGCACCAUGAAUUAUGCAUACGUCUUGAAGGUGAAGGUGCUGUCAGCCCAUGAUAAAGGUUCCCACGCUGAGGUGGAAGUCAAAGUUCAGAAAGUGCUCAGCCAGAACACCAAGGUGAAGAUACAGCGAGGUCGGGUCACUCUUUACCCCGAGUCCUGGACCGCACGGGGAUGCACCUGUCCAAUCCUCAACCCAGGGGUUGAGUACCUCGUGGCGGGCCACACGGACCGUAAGCAGGGCCGCCUCCUGGUCAACAUGAAGAGCUUCGUCAAGCCCUGGAAAGCCAGCUUGGGUCGCAAAGUCCUCACACUACUCAAAAAAGACUGCAACUGGUAGAUUGACCAGUAAAAUCACUGGAGGACAGGUUGGACCCGAUGGACAGAAAAGACUGUUAUUUCAAGGAACACAAACGCAGAAAUGUGUGUUUUUCUUGUCCUCCAGUUGUGAAAUACUGAAAUGCAAAAGGUUUGAGGGGCUGAAUUGCGAUGAUUGAAGCCUGUUUGAUAUUUCUGCUGUCGUCCAGUAAGAGCUAGCAACGGACUCCUGUGGGAUAAAAGCACACAAGACAAAUUUUUUAUACAAAAAGACUAAAUCUCUUCCUCUCUGCAGCACUUUAGCCCUAGAUGGACUGAGGGAAUUUGGACACACAAAGAGAGAAAGACUUAACACACACACUCUAAAUGACCCCCUGACAUGGACUGUGGACGGAGCACGUCCAAUCCCUGAUACGCUCCAUACACACAUUUACACACAAAGACAGCAGUUUGUGUGUGUGUGUGUGUGUGUGUGUGUGUGUGCUGCAGAUGUAAUGUGCAAAGCACGCGGAGAGCGACGCUGAACAAGCCAUACAAGCCACUACAGGUGGUUAAACCUUAGCCAGUCCAGGUGUGCCUGUGUUGAAAUCAGAGUGAAUGGGAUUUACCCUGAACGUGAAUGUAUUUGCCUGUUUUUCAAAUGUGUGUGUGUGUUUGUGUGCGAGUGUGUGUGUGUGGGACAGAGAGAGAAAGUGGAUGAAUGCGGAAGUUUAUUACGAGCACAGUCCAGAUUCAGUCCGGCUCUUUCUGUAGAUUUUGUGUAAGCUUUCAAAUACAACCGUUCCAAUGUUUAAAAUGCAGCAUGUUGUGUAUUGAUUCAUCUCAUAUCACAGAUAAAUCCAGAACAUUCUUUGUUAUUGCUUCCUUUGUGCUCUUGUACAGUAUUAUUUGUAUAUAUCUAUAUAAAUAUAAUGUUCUUCUUU
Molecule: messenger RNA, 3232 nt
Organism: Labrus bergylta (ballan wrasse)
Lineage: Eukaryota; Metazoa; Chordata; Actinopteri; Labriformes; Labridae
Gene: ntn4
Product: netrin 4
Biological process (GO): tissue development; animal organ morphogenesis
Cellular component (GO): basement membrane
Molecular function (GO): protein binding
Source: RefSeq, a predicted model, not a curated record